Molecule: messenger RNA, 534 nt
Organism: Suillus paluster
Lineage: Eukaryota; Fungi; Basidiomycota; Agaricomycetes; Boletales; Suillaceae
Exons: 4
Coding region: 1-534 (177 amino acids)
Source: RefSeq, a predicted model, not a curated record
AUGCUCAUCACUAAUACUGAAGACCACCUCGACCUGGCCAACAGGGCAUUGUUUUUCCAUGACAAUGUUGUUGUGUUGGAGGUCGACAAUAUGCUGUCUGGAUGGCCGACUUACACCCUCGAUUUUAUGCCAGAACGCCCAGGCCCAUUGAAAAUUAUACUACGGUUGAAGAAUGCUGUAGAGUUCAGGGUGAUCGAAGAUAAAGAUAGCGAUGACGAAGCCGGUGGACGAGCCAAGAGUGACUUACAGUCUGUUACUGAGGAGGAUCCAGACACUACAAUGGUCUGUGAGCCAACACUGGCGCCCAAGGACUCAGACAUGCCACAGUGCAUCAAUGCAAAGCCUGUUGUACUUCACGUCAUCCCCAAGGACUCUCCCAGUAUCAUCCGCAUGCAGGAGAAAUUCGAGGAUGAUCACGGGUAUACAUGGCCUCCCCGCCAUGGAUUCAGAGAGUGUUCUAACCGCACACAGAUCUCUCAGGUCGAUGCUUUCAUGACCUUACCUGCGGCUGUAGAAGCCCUCAAUCUUAACUAG